AUGGAUCAGUCUCGGCCUCGCAGAACGCAGGGUGGCGGAACCCUAGUGCUUGGUGAUUCCGUCGACCCUGCAAAGAAAUGUGCCAACAAGAAGGCUGUGUGCGUCUACGGGGAUAGUCACGCAAACCGCAAGACCGGAGCGAGCUUGUUCUCUCACAUCACGUCACUGCUCGAAAACGGCCUGAUCACGGUUAAUGGUCCGAAUCGUGUUGAGGUCUUGCCUAAUGGAUUGGCGAGAAUUCAGGACGGCGAGGCGAGGCAUACGAACAAUGAGGCGAGCAGUGUGAAACUCGUUGUGCACCCUCAGGAGACGUUGCAGGCUUGUAUUGGUUAUGCGGUACGGAUAAAUCGUGCAUCGGUAUGA
Messenger RNA from Sparassis crispa, 363 nucleotides. RefSeq lists its product as hypothetical. The record is from RefSeq and is a predicted model, not a curated record. The coding region runs from base 1 to 363 and encodes 120 amino acids. The transcript is spliced from 2 exons. NCBI's taxonomy places the organism in Eukaryota, Fungi, Basidiomycota, Agaricomycetes, Polyporales, Sparassidaceae.